Lates calcarifer (barramundi perch) is the source of this 7419-nucleotide messenger RNA. It is a transcript of the gene ptpn4a, whose product is annotated as protein tyrosine phosphatase non-receptor type 4a. Gene Ontology annotation, cellular component: cytoplasm; cytoplasmic side of plasma membrane; cytoskeleton. The record is from RefSeq and is a predicted model, not a curated record. Gene Ontology annotation, molecular function: protein tyrosine phosphatase activity; cytoskeletal protein binding. Gene Ontology annotation, biological process: protein dephosphorylation. NCBI's taxonomy places the organism in Eukaryota, Metazoa, Chordata, Actinopteri, Centropomidae.
UACGUCGCUGUGCUGAUCACUGCUGUGGUGCAGGCAGGCAGGCAGGAAGGCAGGCAUAUAAAUCAGCUGCAGAGAGACCAGGGAGCGCUGACAACAACGGACAGGCUCAUGUUAGAGAAAGUCAGAAACGCAACAUUUGCCUGUUCGGUGAUUUGAUGUUUAGUUUUUUCCACUUGUAAGCUUUUUGCUGAUCGCGUUUUCUUUACUUUUACGCAUGCGUGUAAUUAUAUUUCACAUUCUGUCGACCUGAAAUGACUGAUAGUCGCCGUGUCUAGCCAAUGGUUACUGCGGGGGCUUCUGUCUUGUGGAUUAUCCGUCGUCGCCGAGCCAGUCGCAUGGUUGAGCCCGGAGGAGGCCCCGCUCUGCUGGAUGGAUGUGUGUGAAGCAGCGCCGGACUCCGAGUACUGAUGAAGACGGUGAUAGUGAUGAUGCUCGGGUUUCAUCGGCAGUGCGUGAACUGAUCUUGGAUGUUCGGGCUAUAUCGCCCAUACAAAAACCAUUUCCUCACACAACAAAAAUUAUAUUCCUUUAAAAACUGGACGCCCCUGGAGCAGUUUAUGACGACCCUGGUAGGAGCGUGAUGAGCGCGCGCUUCCGCUUGCCUGCUGGCAGAUCCUACAAUGUCCGGGCGACGGAGCUGGAGCGAGACAGGCAGCACACACAGGUUGUGUGCAACGUACUGCUGCUGGACAACACUGUCCAGGCAUUCAAAGUCAGCAAGUCGGACCAUGGCCAGGUGUUGCUGGAUGCUGUCUUUAAGCACCUGGAGCUGACUGAGAGAGACUACUUUGGCCUGCACUUGGCUGAUGACUCCUCCGAUGCACCACGCUGGCUCGAUCCCAACAAGCCCAUCAGGAAACAGUUAAAAAGAGGGUCUCCCCAUAACUUGAGCUUCAGAGUCAAAUUCUUUGUGACAGACCCCGGUAAACUUCAGGAAGAAUACACACGGUACCAAUAUUUUCUUCAGAUCAAGCAGGAUAUAUUAACUGGAAGAUUACCCUGUCCACACAACACAGCUGCACUGCUGGCUUCCUAUGCUGUUCAAUCUGAGUUGGGGGACUACAGUGAAACAGAGCAUAGUUCAGGCUAUCUGUCUGACUACUGCUUCAUCCCCAACCCUCCCCAAGACUUCCACAAAGAGGUCGCCAAACAUCACCAGCAGCACAGUGGUCUAUCUCCUGCCCAGUCAGAGUUUAAUUAUCUGAACACAGCACGCACGCUGGAGCUCUACGGGGUAGAGCUGCACUAUGCAAGGGACCAGAGUAACACAGAGAUUCUCAUCGGGGUGAUGUCUGCUGGCAUUGUGGUUUACAAGAACAGGGUACGGAUCAACUAUUUCCCAUGGUUGAAAAUAGUGAAAAUCUCCUUCAAGUGCAAACAGUUCUUCAUCCAGCUGAGAAGAGAGGCGACUGAGACUCGGGAGACGCUGCUGGGUUUCAACAUGGUCAACUAUCGGGCCUGUAAGAACCUGUGGAAGGCCUGUGUGGAGCACCACACCUUCUUCAGGCUGGAGCGGCCCAUCCCGCCACAGAAGAACUUCUUUGCUCACUACUUCACCCUGGGCUCGAAGUUCAGAUACUGCGGGCGAACAGAGGUGCAGUCUGUGCAGUAUGGAAAGGAGAAAGGCAUCAAGGACAGAGUGUUUGCCAGGUCUCCCAGCAAGCCACUGGCCAGAAAGUUGGUUGGUGGAACUGACUGGGAGUCGGUCAGCAGGAACAGCCUAUCAGAUGAGAGACUGGAAACCCAGAGCCUGCCCACUCGCUCACCGCCUGGGACGCCCAAUCAGAACUCGCUCUUUGUACAAGAGGGUACGCGACUACGGCCGUCGUCCGUCGGCCACCUGGUCGAUCACGUGAUCCACGCUUCACCCAGCCUGCCCGUCUUCUCCUCCAAUCACAAGUCAGCAUCGUCCACGCAGGCCAACAGCAUCAGCCUGGACUCUACACCGUCUCCAGAGGGGGUAGACGGCCAACCCCCAGCUCUGCCUCCCAAGCAGCUGAGCAGGAAGACCUUGAGCCAGAUCAUCCAGGCCCACUCUCAGCAGAGCCUCUUGGACAACCACCUCAGCGAGAUGUAUGAUGUCCCCGUCAAUGCUGACAAGACCACGCUGAAUGGAGUGGUCCCUCAUGAUAAUUUGGUCCUAAUCAAGAUGAGACCUGAUGAACACGGACGAUUCGGCUUCAAUGUGAAGGGUGGAGCUGACCAGAAGAUGCCUAUCAUUGUGUCUAGAGUAGCUCCAGGAACAUCAGCUGACCUGUGCGUGCCUCGCCUAAACGAGGGCGACCAGGUGGUCUUGAUUAAUGGGCGGGACAUCUCUGACCACACCCAUGACCAGGUGGUCAUGUUCAUCAAGGCCAGUUGUGAGAGCCACUCCGGGGAGCUCAUAUUAUUGGUCAGACCAAACGCCAUCUAUGACGUGGUGGAGGAGAAGGUGGACUCGGAGCCAGAUUUUCAGUACAUCCCUGAGAAGUCCCCUCAGGACCCUGCCCAGCUAGACCAGAAUGCUUUGAGGGACUCCAUGGCUACACUGAAGGAAGGCCUGAACAGUGGAGCUAUACUGGCACAGUUUGAUCAACUGUACAGGAAGAGGCCCGGGAUGACCAUGCUGUGUGCCAAAUUACCUCAGAACGUUUCCAAAAACCGCUACAGAGACAUCUCCCCUUAUGAUGCCACGCGAGUCAUUCUGAAAAGCACAGAUGAUUACAUCAAUGCAAAUUACAUCAAUAUGGAGAUGCCAGCCUCCAGUCUGAUAAACCGCUACAUAGCUUGCCAGGGCCCGCUGCCCAACACCUGCUCUGACUUCUGGCAAAUGACCUGGGAACAGGGCUCGUCCAUGGUUGUCAUGCUGACUACGCAGGUCGAGAGGGGGAGGGUGAAGUGUCACCAGUACUGGCCCAACCCAGACAGCACCACCACCUACGGAAACUUUACAGUUACAUGCCACAACGAAGAGGGCAACUCUGCCUUCCUGGUCCGAGAGAUGACUCUCACACACACGCCGAGUGAGCAGCAGAGAGAGCUGACUCAGAUUCAGUACCUGGCUUGGCCAGACCACGGCGUUCCUGAUGAUUCCACUGAUUUCCUGGACUUCGUGGCUCUGGUACGGACCAAACGGGCAGGACAGGAUCAGCCAAUGGUGGUGCACUGCAGUGCGGGAAUUGGUCGGACAGGGGUUCUGAUCACCAUGGAGACGGCACUGUGUCUAAUGGAGUGCGGCCAGCCAGUGUAUCCUCUAGAUAUCGUCAGGACCAUGAGAGACCAGAGGGCCAUGAUGAUACAAACACCUAGCCAGUACCGUUUUGUGUGUGAGGCCAUCCUGAAAGUUUACGAGGAAGGUCUGGUCAAACCACUCAAGACUGCUGUCUACCAGCAGAGAGAAAAGGCGAGCGACGAGAGGGAGGAGGAGAGGAACGAGCAGCAGAAAGCGGGAGAGGAGAAAGAGGAGACGGCGGCAACGGAGGAGGGCGAGGUGGCCGUGGUGGAGCUGCUGGAGGGAGGGCUGGACGAAGAGGAUGACGACGACGAGGAGGUGGAGGUGCUGGACGUCGGAGAAGUGACAGAAGAUGGGGAAGAGGAGGAGGAGGAAGAAGAGGAGGAGGAAGUGGAGGAGCCGAGCGUUGCGAGCGCUACCAGCGUGACGAGUGAGGCCAGCGCGAACCCUGACCCGGAUCCUGCUAACCUGUGACGUUUGACCUCUGGGGUCAUCAGGGGUUACCAGGAGGAGGCCAGGUGAUCGGAGGAGAGAACAAAAGCACUGUUGCACUUUAUGCUGACAAAAAUGGAAAAAAAAGACGGACAAACCAACAAACGUGAAAAUCAUGGACGAUAGAAUUAAAAAAAAGAAAUCCAGCUGUGUUGACUAGGUACCAUUAGGGAUUAUUGUAUGUUCAGGGUAAAGAAAAAACAAAUACAAAGAAUGACAUGAUAGAAGUAUGAGAGAAUAAAAUGUGGAUGGGGAAUUGCUGUAGUGCCAUAAGUACGAAGGGGAAGGGCUGCCCCCAUGGAUGGAAAGCUCCCCUCUGCCCCCUCCCUCACUUUUUCCCUUUUUUUUCCCCAAAGGGUCGCCCUGUCCCCUUCUGAGCGAGUCUGCCAGACAGACCUGCCUUUUUUUUUUUAGAGUCCUUUUAGCUGAUAAAGAGAUAUACCUUAUCUUCUGUUCCUCAGAGAGUAUUUAUUGUGUUUUAGUUUGUGUCAAACCCUGUCCACUGAACAAAAAAAUUGUAUGUUUUGUUUGUAUGAGUCUAGAGCUUCACGCUUUCCUGAUUAAAUCUUAGGUAGUAAAGUAGUGUGAUUCCUCUUCUUCUAACUACUUCUUUAUUUCUUUUUUGUGGGGAAAAAAACAGUGGUUUAAUUUAUUGUACUUGGUUUUAUCUUUCUCAGCUUUCUUGUCUAUGUUUCUGACAGCACAGACUGACAGAUGGACAGCUGAAAGCACUUUGUGUCUCACCUCUUGUUCAAUGCUGUGGCGAGUUGGGUACUUUUUUUAUCCUUCUUUGUGCUGUGUUUUUGAGCUUACAGACACACACGCUCUGAAGUGGCCGUCGUUUGGCUGCGGUGAGGAACAUAACUGGUUUACAGUCCUCAGGGCCUGUGUUUAUUGGGCACCUCCCUUUUCACUUCUGCACCAGUCACAGCAGCCGCUGUUGAUCUGUGACUGCACACUUUCCACUGAAAAGACAUGGUGUUUAAAAUUUUUAACUCUGAGGAAUGAUCGAUUAUUUGAAAUGAAUUGCGUGGCAUUAAUUCAACACGAGAAAAGAAAGACAGCAUCAUAAGGAGAGGCCCCAGUAGACACACGGUCUCACUGAGUUCAAAUCUAAGCUAUUUCCCAGCCGUCAUGGCUGAUAAAGCUAAGAAACAAGGCUGAGGUCAGUUCAUUUCUUUCUUCACAUUUAUGUUCAGUCAGCCCAGUGUUUCAAUCAAACUUGCAGCUGACAGAGUGGGCAGCAGAGUCCUCACUGAAGUGUCCUUGAGCCAGACACUGAUAGCUAAGCCCCACUAUGUGAAGAGCUAUGACUUCUCUCUGAUUGUCCCCACCCCACCCCCUACCCUGACCAGGAUGACUGUUUAGUGUAUGUCAACCCAAAUAUUUCUUUGCACUGGCUGUUACGCCAGAACCUGAGAAACAAAAGAGGUCAUAGGAUCAGACACCGUUAGGAUUAAUUAUCUCUAAAGUGGUUGCAAGCUGCUGGAAGUUUUACGCAAUCACAAAAAAAAAAAAGAAGAAAGCUUGCGUUUUGCGAGCGGAGAGUGGAUUGAUGUCAACCUUUUCUGUGAAUGGUAAAAACUUACAUCCAGAGUUUUGUCUUCUCCCUCGCUAAGUUCCAGUGGGGUCGAGAGGUCACCGAAGCGGAGCUUAAAACCAACCAUUUGCUGAUUAAUUGAAUCCGUAUCUGUCUGCGUGCCUGCCAGGGAACAGUUGACAGUUCAAAGAAGCAGCACAAACAGAACAUUCAAACCAGUACUUUUCCUUUUUUAUUGAUCUUUUUCCAGGCACAUGUUGUUUUUAAGAUAUGACAUGUUAUGAGUGAUAAGAGACUAAAUGAUGACUUGUAUUUUUAAUUCACAAAACCCAGCAUCAAGUUUCUUGUUGAGUCUUUUUUUUUUCUUGUCCAAAUACAGGUUAAAGCUGUCAGUGUGUCUUUCAUAGUGGUAUGGAAUGAAGUGUAGCCUCUUUAUCAUUUUCAGAUAUUUUUCUUAUCGGCUGCUUCAGUACCUGCUGUCAUUGGCUCCUACAAUGGACUCUGCUGGAAAAACCUACUGCUGUGUGUGUGAGUGUAUGUAUGAGUGCGUGUGUGUACUCAGAUUUGUCUUUAUCUAUCUCUCUCUGUACCUCUCCCUCUCUUCCUCUGCCAUUUAUGGAAUAUAGUUUGUUAGCUGUCUGGUCUAAGCCUGCUUGUUCGUUAACUGGAAUGAAAGGUUGUGCCAUAAAGCCAUAAACCUAAUCUAACCUGAUCUCAAGUUUUUGAGGAAAGAAAAAUGCAAAAAGAGCCUUCUCAGAGAGUCUGUUUUUUUUUUCUUUAAGUCAGGCUGAAUCUUUGCCUGUGAAACAACAAUUCAAACUGUUCUCAUACCUUCCUUUCAAACAGCUGAAUCAUACUUUAGCCUCAUGUAGAGGUGGGAAGAAGAGCCUAGAAACUGCUCUCCUCUUCGCUCUAUUUUUUAAAACCUCUCCCUCUCCUGAAAAACUGCUCCUCUCAGGCAACAUCAGUCAUUUCUGCAGAGCCCACGCAACAUCCACAGUCCAUUCUUCUCAUUGUUUUUCCCCCCAGAUGCCUCUCUUUUGGAUCAUUAUACAUGGAUCCCACUUUCUCUGCACAGCCUCAAGGCGAAUGACACAUCUGAGCAGAAUACCAUGGGUACCAUAAGCGCAGUAUCAAACAGCUUGUUUUCCAUAGAAGGACAAACAGAGGCUAGCCAAUGAAUGACUGGCUGAAUAACUGGUCAACUUUUUUUAAUGACUGAUACAAAUACAUUGCAGACCUUACAUGUAUGAGCUUACAAAAACAUUUUUUUUCAACCCCUGGCGGCUUCAGCCAUCAGUUCUUGUAUUCGGCAACAGGGCUAAUCAAAUCAAAAUAUCAACAAAGUCAGAAUCAAUCAACACUUAAAUGAAAGUUCAGAUAACGUUGACAAUUUCUAACAAGUAAACAAAACAUUGGCGCUGCAGUGAAACGUUAAUAAUUGAUCAAUCAGGGUUGCCAGAGGUUUCCAUCUGCACAAAAUGUCCAGCAAUGAGCUGUCUGUGUUCAAAGUGUUUCGUUGUUGACACAUAAUUGGUACUGUGUGUGCGUUUAGGGUACUGAUCAAAGGUAGUUUGGAGGGUACCAGACACGGGGAGGGCUGGGGUUAGUUGUAUUUUUGUAAAGAUGAAAACAGUUCUAGUUGGGUAGGGAAAGGACAGCACUUUGUAGAAGGCUUAGUGGCAGGUAGUGCUACUGAAAAAAAAAGUUGGAGACAUAAAGCAUUGUUAAAAUGAGUUGUUGAUGAGUUGAGUUUUUUUUUUAUUUAUCAUUAUUAUUUUGUUUCAAAAUAAAGACACAUGUAGGGAACAAGAAAAAGAAAAGAACUCCUAACUACACAGUGCCACUUGUUAAUUUUGUGUAAAUAAUACUAGACCAUGUAAAUACAAUGUUGUAUAUGAAAAAAAAUCUUUAAAAUAAAAGGGAAAAUCAUUUGUGAGCAGAAAGAUUUUGUUUUUAUUUUAUUUUUGAUUUUUUUUCCUUUGGAUGAUUCAAAUGUGACACAAAAAUGGUGUGUAUUUCAAGACUGCUAUUUCAAAAUUUUUUUGUUCUAUUUGAAACGUAAUCUAUAACAGCGAGUGUAUAUAUAAUGAAACACAAAAUAAUGAGAAAUGUUUUACCGUAUUAUUAUACCCUUGGUUAACUCCUACCUGUGUCAUAAAAACCUUUGUCCUCA